This is a messenger RNA of Corticium candelabrum, 1478 nucleotides long. RefSeq lists its product as uncharacterized. Gene Ontology annotation, biological process: oligosaccharide metabolic process; glycoside catabolic process. The transcript is spliced from 15 exons. Gene Ontology annotation, cellular component: cytoplasm. NCBI's taxonomy places the organism in Eukaryota, Metazoa, Porifera, Homoscleromorpha, Homosclerophorida, Plakinidae. The record is from RefSeq and is a predicted model, not a curated record. Gene Ontology annotation, molecular function: alpha-galactosidase activity. The coding region runs from base 174 to 1430 and encodes 418 amino acids.
UAGCCGCACGAGCUGUCAACUUUACUAGAGCUGCACAAACAGCUACGCUCUUACCAUUCUCACGUGACAACCAAUUCACGUGACGAUAGAUAUGGCUCUUUUGUUCAUUGCUGCCUUUUCUGCUCUGUUUCUAGCCGCACUCGGAAACGACAACGGGGUUGGUAAGUAACUGCAUGUAUACUCACUCUAGGGUAUGCAUACAGUGCAAAUUCGGAUGCUCGCAUGCAGGUUUGACACCACCAAUGGGAUGGAACACUUGGUGUACAGAAGGCAGGUGCGGGAGGGACUUCUGUAAUGCUCAGGAAAUAAUGGCGAUUGCUGAUGCUAUGGCCACAAAUGGAAUGAAAGAUGUGGGAUUCCAGUAUAUCAAUCUUGAUGACUGUUGGGCUGAUCAUCGUGACAAAAACGGCGAAAUAGCAGCUGACGCCCAUCGGUUUCCAAAUGGUAUCGCUGAAGUAGUAAAAUAUGUCAACUCAAAAGGCUUCAAAUUUGGUUUGUACACUGAUGGAGGCCUGUACACAUGCAGUCAAGGAGAACGACCUUAUAAAAUCCCUGGGAGCUAUGGGCAUUAUGAGCAAGAUGCUGCAACUUAUGCCAGCUGGGGUGUUGAAUAUGUCAAGAUGGACUGGUGUAAUUCGAAGGUCAAUGGCACUCAGCUGGAACCAAGAGUUCAAUAUCCUCAGAUGUCAAAGGCCUUGAAUAAAACUGGCAAACCAAUCUUCUUCAAUGCUUGUGAAUGGGGUGACGAUAAUCCAUGGGAAUGGAUGGGUCAGUAUGCCAACUCGUGGAGGUCUGGACCCGACCAUCAUGAUGACUGGAAGUCAACAGCUGGCAUCAUUGAACACAACAUGGGACUAUCAAAAUAUGCACGUCCGGGUGCAUGGAAUGAUCCUGAUUUUCUAAUGACAGGCGGUCAGGGGUGUCUACUUGAUCCUAACAAGCGAUGUCCGGGUAUGACUGACGAUGAGUAUCGUGCCGAAUUUGGCAUGUGGUGCCUACUGGCAGCACCACUACUUGUUGUCACGGAUGUAAAGGCAAUGACAGACAUACAGAAAGAGUUGCUUCUCAAUAAGGAGCUGAUUGCUGUCAAUCAAGACAAACUGGGUCACCAGGGUGACAGGAUUGGAAUUGCCAACUGUAGCAAGAACGAAAAGACAGCCUGUCAAGUCUGGGCAAAGAACCUCACUAACAAUUCUGUUGCUCUAGGAUUGUAUAACUCAGGAAGUCAAUCGUACGAUAUCACAUUCGAUUUCGACAUGUUACCUGGAUGGGCGAACAAACACAUUUUCUUUCGUGAUAUUAUGACCAAGAAAGACCUCAGCGUCUUCCUUCAUUCAUUCACAGCCAGGAAAGUCCCAUCUCAUGGCAUAGCAAUGUACAAGAUCCACGAGUACAAAGGAAAAACAAACAACAAUGGGAUUAGAGAAUAACACUAGAGUUAGUAAGUAUCUCUUGGUAGAGUGACAAUGUUACCUGCA